Molecule: messenger RNA, 774 nt
Organism: Marasmius oreades (fairy-ring Marasmius)
Lineage: Eukaryota; Fungi; Basidiomycota; Agaricomycetes; Agaricales; Marasmiaceae
Exons: 10
Coding region: 1-774 (257 amino acids)
Source: RefSeq, a predicted model, not a curated record
AUGACCCUCAUCCCGUAUACCCGGACCGUGAGUGGUGACAGGUUCGCAACCAUUCUGAGGAUGGUGGCGAUAGUUACAUCAGAGGCCAUCAUUGCAAUCAGAACGUGGGCCAUCUGGUCGAAUAGCAAGAGGAUGUUCUGGAUUUUAUUGGCCAUUGCAACAGCUUGUGUGGUUCCCAGCAUUGUGGUUGUGGUUGAAGGAGUGAUAUCAAGCCGAGAUCUCACUUUGGUUCCUCAAUCGGACCAAUGGGAGAGCUGCACUACUGUCCUGAGCCAGAUCGGAAAUGUUUAUAUUGUCCCGUAUAGCAUGGCGAUUACUUUUGAGUCUGCAAAUCUGGUUAUAUCCCUCGUUCGUAUUUUGAGGUGGAGAAAAAUGCUUACAAGCAUUAGAAAAGUCUCAUUGAUCGAGACUCUUUACCGAGAUGGUAUAAUUUACUUCUCGUGGAUGAUCGUCCUCAGUGUAGUAAACAUCGUGAUUAUUGUCCAGACGGAGGUUACUCAGUUAAGAGUGGGCGGGGUUCAACUUCAAGCUGGCUUUCAUAGCAUAUUGGCCACGAGGAUGAUACUACACGUCGUAAGACACGGAUCGAGGGAUAUAGUCCAACCCAGACCUAAAGCUAUUCACAGGGAAGGGUUGGAUGAUUCCCCGAACUCUGCCACGCAGUUUACAUCUUGCUUUGGAGCCGAGGGGUCUCCGUCAUCGUAUCGAUGGAGUGGUUGUAUCUCGCCGGAUCUGCCUAGCAUAACUUCGAAUGCUCUAUGGAAGGACCCUUAA